AUGCAACUGGGUAAAGACUAUUGCAUUGCCACGCGAUGCAACUCUUCUACCCCUCUACUGCGUGCCACACCCCGCUCAUGGAAAGCUUUUACUCCCUUUGAUAAAUCAAGGGGCUUGGUGUCGCUCAACACGCAUCGUCCUCGGAAAUGCUCACCCUUCUGGGAACACAAAUGGCAAAGUGGCGCUACUGGCCAAUCCUACCUGGUCUUUCCGAUUGGAAGAUUCAUCGUCUAG
Messenger RNA from Penicillium olsonii, 234 nucleotides. NCBI's taxonomy places the organism in Eukaryota, Fungi, Ascomycota, Eurotiomycetes, Eurotiales, Aspergillaceae. The record is from the annotation of a GenBank genome assembly.